Molecule: messenger RNA, 505 nt
Organism: Salvelinus sp. IW2-2015
Lineage: Eukaryota; Metazoa; Chordata; Actinopteri; Salmoniformes; Salmonidae
Biological process (GO): protein K48-linked ubiquitination
Cellular component (GO): nucleus
Molecular function (GO): ubiquitin conjugating enzyme activity
Source: RefSeq, a predicted model, not a curated record
UCGGCUCACAUAACCAUGAGAGAGAUCUUGGAUGCUGUGUAUGGACUGCUCAUCGUCCCUGAACCUGAAGAUCCACUGGACAGUAUUUUGGCAGAGGAAUUCCUAACCAGCAGAGAGAAUAUGAACAAGAGGCCAAGAAAAACACGGAGGAAACUGCAGGGAAUUCAUGAUGACAUGGAACAGAAAUUGGUCGGUGAAGAGUUGACGAAGAAGUUCACACCCUCACAUCUAGUUUGUCCGCUGACCAAGAAGAUGUUCAUUGAUCCAGUGAAAAACCAGGAUGGAACGGUUUAUGAGAGAAAGGCCAUUGAGAAACAUCUAAAAAUGCAAAGGACUGAUCCAAAAACAAAGAAACUUCUAAGUCAAACUGACCUCAAGUCAGAUACAACCAUGCAGAAAAUGGCGAGGGAGCAUCGCAAAAAGGAAUAUCUGGAGACAAGUGUUUGAAAACACAACAUGGCAGCCAAAAUGUAUGUCUUCCUGUCCAAUGCAUUUUUGGGAGAAA